GUUGCGAUGGCAGGCAGGCUGGCAGCGCGCGGGGCGGCGCGCGUGUCUCGGUCUCAGUAGAUUGCGUGAGCCGAGCCGCGCCGGUCGCACACGGCACACAGCCGCGCGCUCCCGCCACACGCGACCGAAAACUUCGCUCGCGACACACGCGUCUGCACCGCCGUCUGCGCCGUGCACCGCUCAUCUCCACCACUGACAUCACGUCCUCACGGGCCGAAAUCGGGCCCGGGCCGAGACGAGCCGGCGCCACACAACAAACCGCUUAAAAACUCGUAAAACCCGCGGCACGCGCUCCCGACUCGUAAAAUAAUCGUAAAAAGUAAACACACGUCAACUGGCCUUUAUCGCCGGCGAAGCCCAUUAUGACGCUUGAGUGACGUUUAAGAGGCAAUAAAAUUAAUAAAAUUAAAUUACAUUGUCCAUAUUUGGAGUGACAUUGGCGGAGGUCGCGUUAUCGUGGCGCGUGGGGCCGCGAUGACAUAAGUGUUCCCUGAGUGACGUUAGUGUCGGUGACCGGUCAGAAUGAACUCUUAUUUCGAGCAGGGUGGUUUCUACGGGGCGCAUGGGGUUCACCAGGGUGGUGGCGGCGGCGACCAGUACCGCGGCUUCCCCCUGGGCCUCACGUAUGCCCAGCCCCAUACGCUGCACCAGCCCAGGCCGCAGGACUCGCCUUACGAUGCCUCAGUGGCGGCGGCAUGCAAGCUCUACGCUGGCGAACAACAGUAUCCGAAGGCGGACUGUUCCAAGCCAGGGGGUGAACAACAGAAUGGCUACGGAGGCAAGGAGGCAUGGGGCUCGGGUCUCGGAGCACUGGUGAGGCCAGCGGCGUGCACGCCUGAAGCGCGGUACAGCGAGUCUUCGAGUCCUGGAAGAGCCCUGCCGUGGGGGAACCAGUGCGCACUCCCAGGAUCUGCAGCCACAGCAGCGCAGCCAGUACAGCAUCAACCCACCAACCACACCUUCUACCCUUGGAUGGCCAUAGCAGGAGCAAACGGCCUUAGAAGACGAGGAAGACAAACGUAUACUAGAUAUCAAACGCUAGAGUUAGAGAAAGAGUUCCACACGAAUCACUACCUCACGCGGAGGAGACGCAUCGAAAUGGCGCAUGCGUUAUGUCUCACAGAGCGGCAAAUAAAAAUAUGGUUCCAGAACCGAAGGAUGAAGUUAAAGAAAGAGAUCCAGGCUAUAAAAGAGUUGAAUGAGCAGGAGAAACAGGCGCAAGCUCAGAAAGCGGCGGCGGCGGCGGCAGCGGCCGCGGCUGCUGCCCAAGGCCACCCCGAGCACUAAACCGCCUAGCUCACGUGUCGUCCAGUGAUACAAUCGCAGUUCGCUAAACACUCUCUAGCUUUGUGUUUGUAAAUUGUUUGUAAUUAUUAUUUUUUUCGUUAUUUAAGUGUUGUUCGGUUGUUGUGAUUACUUUUAAAUUAAUUAAUUAGACGCAAUUGUUUUUUAAUUCAUUGAAGCGAACAAUAAACUGUUGAAUGGUAUAGACUGCAAACGGGUCGUAUUAUUUGUGUUUCGGAUGUUUUGUUUUUGUUGAGUUAUUGAUUUUUUUUUAUUAAUAUUUUAAUUCGCGUAAUCAUCGAAGAGGAUCGCGUUCGGAAACCAGUGCAAUUUGUAGAAAUCAUUUCUGUGUAUGAUAGCGUAGGUGUAUCGUAGAGCGUUUAUAUAUAAAGUGCGGCGUUCCCGCUCGACACCAAUGGCGACACGAACUAUAUUUACAUUGUACAAAUUUAAUAUGCCUACCAAAGAGACCCGGUCUCGUACCCGUAACGCUAAGUAAAUAAAGAGUCGUAAGUUAAUUAACCGCUAAUGUAAUGACGGACAGAGUGAAACAGAAUCAUCUUCCGCGCCAUCUAAUCCUUCAAUACUCUCGCAUAAGUAUAGUGUAAACGUGAUCGUGUUCCUGCAGUUUUAAUAGUCGGUGAAGUUAAACAAAUUGCCAUAAAUAUAAGUAGUUAUUAUUUAGCCAGUAGCAGUGUAAAUAAUUAGGAUAACGUCCACGUUAAUGGAAGUGAGCGGUUCGCGAUUGCGCCGGCGCCGUGGAAUGAGCAGAAAAAGCUUCGAGGCGAGUGCGAGGCGAGAGAGGGGAGAGCGAGGGACGUGCGGGGGGCACGCAUGCGGAGGGGAGCGCGCUGCAGGCCACCGAACAGGACUAGGUCGCCGUCGCGUGUAGAGCGUUGUCGAUGCUUUGGUAGGUGUUAGGGGAGAUGAGUUAGCGCAAGUGCCCCGCGGUUUGCCAGCGACGUGACUUGUAUCUUUACAAUAAGUUCGGAAUAUGGUAAACCACUUCUCGAGCCGACGGUCCGUAAGUCAGCGCUCCAUGCGAUACACGGGUGUCGAAGUGUUUCGCUCACGUCGCUGUCGCUCGACUCCGCAUGCUUUGUACACGUCGCGGGAUCAAGAUAUCAAAAUCGACUGUCGAAUAA
Molecule: messenger RNA, 2429 nt
Organism: Manduca sexta (tobacco hornworm)
Lineage: Eukaryota; Metazoa; Arthropoda; Insecta; Lepidoptera; Sphingidae
Gene: Ubx
Product: homeotic protein ultrabithorax
Exons: 3
Coding region: 523-1287 (254 amino acids)
Biological process (GO): negative regulation of transcription by RNA polymerase II; anterior/posterior pattern specification
Cellular component (GO): nucleus
Molecular function (GO): DNA-binding transcription factor activity, RNA polymerase II-specific; RNA polymerase II cis-regulatory region sequence-specific DNA binding
Source: RefSeq, a predicted model, not a curated record